Hirundo rustica (Barn swallow) is the source of this 2105-nucleotide messenger RNA. It is a transcript of the gene B4GALT4, whose product is annotated as beta-1,4-galactosyltransferase 4. The record is from RefSeq and is a predicted model, not a curated record. NCBI's taxonomy places the organism in Eukaryota, Metazoa, Chordata, Aves, Passeriformes, Hirundinidae. The transcript has 9 exons. Bases 555 to 1613 code for a protein of 352 amino acids. Gene Ontology annotation, molecular function: glycosyltransferase activity. Gene Ontology annotation, biological process: carbohydrate metabolic process.
CGUCGCUGUGGCGCCGGGAGCGCCUCCCUGUCCCUGCGGCACCGGGAACCGCGCCGGGAGCGUGGCCGUGCCCCUGCGGCCCUGGGAGCAGUGGGAGGCGCGGGCCCCGACAUAAGUUACUUCAUUUGCUGCUCCAGAUGUUGGUUUGGAAGAGCCAGAAUAGUGCUCGGUGGGCUUGAAAGGAGACUUGCACAGGUUCACGGAGACUGUCGUUUGACAAAAAUACUCCAGGUGAUGAUAGAAACAACCACCUGAAAGGAGGUUGUAGCCAGUGUGAAGUAUCACCUUUCAUCCAAGAUAAUGUUACUGUGCUGAGUUUUCUUGAUAAGCACUUCCUUUAGGUUAAAGUCAUAUUUUGUCACAAUUGAAGAGCAGACAAUACUAUGGCUCCAUGAGUCUCAAAACGGCAGGAAGUGCAGCAGCACUCCCUACCUCCAGCUUUACUUCCUUGCUGUGACGUUCUUACUGGGAACUGUGGUUUCAUCCCCACUGGAUAUGCAGUGACCUGCCUUGGCAUCAGAGCAGAGGAAGCUGUCUGUGGACCAGGGAAAGCCAUGGCGUUGGGCUUGAAUGUUUUUAACCUCUUCUACAAGUUCAAAGUGUUGGUGCUUGUCACUUUAUUUGUGAUGGUGCUAUGGACCACAUUCAGUUACUUAGUGGACACCAGACAAGAAAUUCCUAAAGCUAAGAGCAUGGUGGAGUUUUUCAGGAAGGUGACUAGCCUGGAGCACAGUCAGAAGGAAGAGAAGAUUGAAUCCACUGAAGACGUUCCCACAGUGGAGUCAUUUCAGAGUCCCUGCCCAGCUCUGUCUCCGUACCUGCGAGGUGCCAGCAAACUCUCCUUCAAACCCUCUGUUACACUGGAAGAAGUGCAAAAGGAGAACCCUCAGGUAGCCAAGGGCCGGUACCACCCUGCGGAGUGCUCGGCCCUGCAGCACGUGGCCAUCCUUAUCCCGCACCGCAACCGAGAGAAGCAUCUCCUCUACCUCCUGCAGCACCUGCACCCCUUCCUGCAAAGGCAGCAGCUGGACUAUGGCAUCUACGUCAUUCACCAGGCUGGCAACACCAAAUUUAAUCGAGCCAAACUGCUGAAUGUAGGAUACCUAGAGGCCCUAAAAGAAGCAAACUGGGACUGUUUCAUUUUCCAUGAUGUGGAUCUGGUGCCAGAAAAUGACUUUAACAUUUACAUGUGUGACACACAACCAAAGCACCUUGUAGUUGGCAGGAACAAUACUGGAUACAGGUUACGGUACCGGGGAUAUUUUGGAGGUGUAACUGCUCUUACAAGAGAUCAGUUUUCCAAGGUGAAUGGAUUCUCUAACAACUACUGGGGUUGGGGUGGAGAAGAUGAUGACCUUCGAAUCAGGGUUGAGAUGCAGAAGAUGAAAGUGGUGAGGCCACCUGCUGAUGUGGCCCGAUACACGAUGAUCUUCCACAACCGUGACCACGGUAACGAGGAGAAUCGGGAGAGGAUGAAGCUUCUCCGUCAGGUCUCUAGAACAUGGAAGAUGGAUGGGCUGAAUUCCUGUUCCUAUAAACUGCUCUCCAUGGAACACAACCCACUGUACAUCAACAUCACGGUGGACUUCAGUGUGCAGCCCAAGGUCUCAUAGGGGCCAGCAGCUCCCAGGUGGUAGGAAAUGGCAACAGAUCUCCUUUGUGGCUGCUGUUAGAGCAGAUGACUUCCAGCACCUGCUUGCAGCUCAGUAGCACAGGAGAAAGCAAAGUGUUCCUUCACAGCAUCUCAUUGAGUGGUUGAGAGUUUCCUUUUGUGAGGACUGGAGUUAUGGACUGACCCAAGUGACAGGUCCUCGUGUUCUUCUAUGCACUUUUUGCUGGGACCUUGGAAAAAGUGUCCUUGUUUGGGCUGGUCCAGUGGAAGGACUUGAACCAAGUCCCUGAAAAAAAAAAAUUGGUUUUGCAACUAUUUCUGAAGUUAGUUGUGGUCUUGUUAAAAGCACAAUAAUUCUUCAAGAACUACAAAUUUGAUAAGAAAAGUUCAUUUUUUCUAGUCUAAGGAAAAACUGCUUAUUUGUGAGGGAAGGGCAGUAAUGGUAACGGGCGAGGAGAUGUUACAGAUUUCUCAAUAAAUGCAGUCGACUGAA